ACAAUACGGUCGCGGCAAGUCUGGUGGCCAAGUGCGCGACGAAUACCGAGCCGAGUUCGACCCAGGCCGAGGCGGUUAUGGACGUGCGGUGGACGAAUACCACGAGGCGCAGUAGGAUGCUCAUUGUGAGGGCAACGAAGCGAGCGUCAGCGAUGGAGAGAUGGAAGACGUACAGCCGGAUGGGCGUCUGGUUUACUGGACAACAAUAACUUGGUCACGAUCAAUGGUGGUAUCAGCGAUUCAAUUAGGGAUCAUUACUACGCGGAGCAAGAGGACGAUUAACGUCACUAUUAGCAGCAGUCCGGACAGCACAAGUUCUAAGACGCGCGAUUGGCCAGUGACGGUUCCAGAGGGUCUUUACAAUACCAUGGCAUGGGUGGGGUUCGGCGUUAUUCAUUCGAGCUUGAUUCCGGAUUCUACAUGCCUUAGCACUGUUAGGGCAAUAGAUAUUCUAGUCUAAGUCAUAAUAACUGGCAAAGAGCAAGUCUUGGCAUCCUU
This is a messenger RNA of Cucurbitaria berberidis CBS 394.84, 498 nucleotides long. RefSeq lists its product as uncharacterized. Lineage: Eukaryota; Fungi; Ascomycota; Dothideomycetes; Pleosporales; Cucurbitariaceae. The transcript has a single exon. The coding region runs from base 161 to 460 and encodes 99 amino acids. The record is from RefSeq and is a predicted model, not a curated record.